UCCAAGUAACCGUCGGCCAAUAACAAAUAAAGAAAUGGCGAUCCCCAAAACCAAAAUAGUCAUCAUCGGCGCCGGAAUGGCGGGGCUAACGGCGGCCAACCGCCUCUGCAAAUCCCCCAACCACCACCUCUUCGACAUUUCCGUCGUGGAAGGCGGAGCCAGGAUCGGCGGUAGGAUCAAAUCAUCGGAGUUCCACGGCGACGCAAUCGAGCUCGGAGCGACCUACAUCCACGGAACCGAAGGCAGCCCAAUCUACAAAAUCGCCGACGAAUCGAACCUCCUCCACUCCCAGACGCCAUGGGAGUCCAUGAACGGCUUCUCCCAAAGCCCCCUAACCGCCGCCGAGGGUGGGCAUCUGCUAAACCCUUCUUCAAUUUCCCCAAUUUCCCAAAUUUUCAAAACCCUAAUUAAUUCCAUCCGCGGCAACGAAACCAUUCUUACCUCCGAAAUAGCGACCCGUUUGUCGAAAAAUCUAAGCGUAGGUUCAUUUCUCAGGGAAGGUUUCGAGAUUUACAGAGAAAGUUCGAAAAAUCGAAACGGCGUAGAAUUAGGGUUUGGAAGAUGGAGCAGUGAAAAGCUCGAAGAUGCCAUUUUCGCAAUGUUUGAGAACAUUGAGAGGAGCAUCUCAGCCGUUGAUGAAUUGGACGGCCUGGAUUACAUUUCGGAGAAAGAGUAUACUCGGUUUCCGGGGGAAGAUCUUACCAUAGCAAGAGGCUACUCCGGCGUGAUCGAAUCUUUGGCUUCUGAUUUACCUGUCGGGACAAUUCAAUUAUCUCGGAAAGUGUCGAAAAUCGAAUGGCAGCCGGACGACAAUCAAAUCUCCGGCGAGGAUCGGCCGGUGAAGCUGCAUUUUUCCGACGGAUCGACAAUGUCGGCCGAUCACGUAAUCGUGACAGUUUCGCUCGGUGUUCUUAAGCGUGGAAUUAGUGAAGACGGCGGGUUCUUUGAUCCGGCAUUGCCUAGUUUCAAAACCGAUGCGAUCUCGAGGCUCGGAUAUGGAGUUUUGGAUAAAGUUUUCUUACACACACUCGAUAGUUUUGAUUUCCCGUUCUUGAAAAUGGUUUUCCAUGAGGCGGAUUCGGAUUCGAGGAACUGCGAGAUUCCUAAAUGGAUGAGGAGGAAUCCUUCGAUGUAUCCGAUUUAUAGAAACUCAAGAGUCGUGGUGUCGUGGCUCGUCGGGAGAGAUGCUCUUGAAGUCGAAGCUCUCGGCGAAGAUGAUAUUGUUGAAGGAUUCUCGGCGACGGUUUCGAAUUUGUUGUCCGGCGCGAAGGAGUUUAAGUUUGCGGAAGCUUUGAGGACUCGGUGGGGGAGCGAUCCGCUGUUUUUGGGAUCCUACAGCUAUGUCGCCGUUGGAUCGAGUGGCGACGACAUAGAUGCUUUGGCGGAGCCAAUGCCGUUGCUGCGAAAUAGCGAAGUUGGUUCGUCGCCGCAGCUGCAAAUUCUGUUCGCCGGAGAAGCGACGCACAGAACACUCUACUCGACGACGCACGGCGCGUACCUUUCCGGUGUCCGAGAAGCCGAGAGGAUUUUGGAACACUAUGGUUUAUGAUUAGCAGCAGCAGGAGAUCCCGGCCCCGGCUAAGUUACCCUAGUGCCGAUUUGAUCGAAUAAGCAUAAACUAUAAUAAACAUCACUGUUUAUACAUAUAUCAUGAAAGGAUAACAUACACUGUUUUGACCAAAUUUGAUUGGAUUAACAUACACUAUAGAAGUGAAUAGUUAUGCA
Messenger RNA from Andrographis paniculata, 1725 nucleotides. Its product is annotated as probable polyamine oxidase 5. NCBI's taxonomy places the organism in Eukaryota, Viridiplantae, Streptophyta, Magnoliopsida, Lamiales, Acanthaceae. The record is from RefSeq and is a predicted model, not a curated record. Gene Ontology annotation, molecular function: polyamine oxidase activity. The coding region runs from base 35 to 1549 and encodes 504 amino acids. The transcript has a single exon.